Daldinia loculata is the source of this 1973-nucleotide messenger RNA. RefSeq lists its product as uncharacterized. The coding region runs from base 351 to 1709 and encodes 452 amino acids. The record is from RefSeq and is a predicted model, not a curated record. The transcript has a single exon. NCBI's taxonomy places the organism in Eukaryota, Fungi, Ascomycota, Sordariomycetes, Xylariales, Hypoxylaceae.
UCAGAAGAAGGCUAUUGUCGAACAAACUGCUAUACCACUAAAAGGUUAUUUGGUAACAGAAUUUAUUAUAUUACAUUUUAGAUGUAUCGGACAGAUAGUAAUAUCUGACAGCUAUUGCAUCAAUAGAUACUGCCCAUUCGGGUGCUGGGUCUGUGCCCUACGCACGGCCAGGGGAUAUAAAUCAUCUCAAUGCUUCUUAACCUACUAGUUUACCCAUCCUUCGUCGCGCAUACCCAUACUAUAUUACUAAGAGCAGAAGAAAUGGCCAAAACGAACCAGGGCAACUAACAAGUUCAUUAGUUAACCUAUAUACUCCAGUCAUAUACAUACGCCGAAACCCCCAAGUUAACAUGACUAUCAAUGCAUUCCAUUUAUUCCCUUUUCUCCCUCCGGAAAUCCGACACGAAGUGUUCCUCUUAGCUACACCGCGCCGCAUCGUCCAUGUUUCACAACUGCAUGAAGACAUAGAUGACUUCCUCGAGCGGUUCAACGAAUUAGUUCCAGGGCAGGUUAAACUACACCCAUCCUUAACCUAUUCUGCUCGGAACUGGCGCGAACGAAUCUUGUCGUAUAAAGAUAUUCGGUCGCAGAGGAAAUUGGAGUUUUACGGGUUUACAACCUCGCGCCCAGCACAACAUCCAUGGGAACCCUCUCAGUUAACCCCCGAGAUUCCUGUUCAUUGGUUACUCGAACAUCCCGACGUAGCAUAUGAGCUCCUCCGGAAGAGCUAUAUCUAUAGCAAAGCACCUAUUCCAGCGCUGCUCCAUACGUGCGUAGAAUCGCGACGCGUGUUAAUCAGUGCUGGAUACCAGCUUGCAUUCGCGUCUCGUAACCACGGACCAUGGACUUGGUUCAACUUCAAGAACGAUGUGUUAUGUCUCAAAUAUGAUGGAAUAACCAGAUACGGUCUAUUAGAUAAUGGCCCAUGGGGCACUGGAAAUUUUGAUCCUCAGAGCUUACAACAAGUUCGAAACCUAGCGAUAGAUGCUGCACCCCCCCUUUUAACCUCAGGCCAUGAAUAUAACCCGGAAGAUAGCGCUUUGAGUACAAUUCGAUUACUACCUAAGCUUGAAAAGAUAUAUGUCAUUGAAUGGGACUUAUUACACUUCGACAUUCACUUCGUCCGGAAAUCGGCAAGGUCAUCAACGCCAAACUCCCCAGAUGCGGAUACAGAACGAGACACAGUUUCAUAUGGGCGCGAAGCCUGGCGAUUUAUUCCCAUUGAAGAAAUUGACGCAUUGUUCUCAUUGACCGUUCAGUACCCUUACCGGUCCUCCUGGAUCGGCUCUAUGGGCUACGGUGCAUGGCGCUUGGCGAAUUUCAACGGACCUACUGGCGAAUACUUCUCCUACGUAAGAGAGUACACCAAGAACUGUAUCAGGGUUGAUAUGGAGAGUGUGGCGAAGGGAGAAUCCGUAGCCCCCUAUCAGGUACCCGAGGUUGAAUUUGGGCAUAUCUGUACGGAAGCCGUGGCUAGACAGCUAUUUGACGAUCGUCAGGAAGUGUGGAGGCAGUACAAGUUGUUAAUCAAUGGAAAAGAGCCUCCUCGGCCCAGGCCGAUGACACCAACUGAUUUACGUUGGCAAGACGAUUGGGAAGCGUUUAACGAAGCUCACUGUUCUUACGAGCUAGAAACGCAUUCCGCAGGGUAUUUGCUGAAGAAUUGGAAAGUUCACCAGCCAAGAAGAGAACUGUUAUUGGAGCCAUGAAUGCCAGCCACGUCCACUUGGUAAGGAGAAAGCCAUGCCUCGUAGUUAUAUUGAGCGCCUUUGGAUGAACAGCACCUACUCUUAGGUAACCUGGAUAUUACAUUGCUACGGAGCAAAAUUGUACUUGAAUGCCAUAUUGCUUAGAUACCACUAAACAAAUCACCCGGAUGGGGACAUCGUAAUGGGUUCGAAAAGGGGGUAAUCAUUAAGAUACUAAUUAAUAAUUUUUACAUCAUCUUGCAAUUAAUCUUAUAGAAAUUUUCG